Molecule: messenger RNA, 567 nt
Organism: Rotaria socialis
Lineage: Eukaryota; Metazoa; Rotifera; Eurotatoria; Philodinida; Philodinidae
Source: the annotation of a GenBank genome assembly
AUGAUUAAACAUCUCUUUAUAGGAGAUACACAAAACUUUGAAAAUGAUUUUGUUGGAACAACAAAGAAUGAAUUUGGUAUUGCAAUUGCAUUUUAUUCUGGUCUUUGGACAUAUAAAGGAUGGAAUAGUCUAAAUUCAAUGACAGAAGAAUUGGAAAAUCCCAAAAGAAAUUUAUGGUUAUCGAUUGUACUGACUUUACCUGGUGUUAUCGUUCUUUAUGUUCUUACUAAUAUCUCUUAUUUCACUGUAAUGAACAAAGAAACACUACUUGCUUCAAAAGUUGUCGCAGUCACAUGGGGCGAAGCCGUACUGGGUCCGGCUGUACGUGUUCUACCCAUUUUGAUACUUAUUUGCGCAUUAGGUAGUGUCAAUGGAAGUUUGUUUGGAGUUGCGCAAUAUUGUAUGGUUGGCGUUCAAUAUGGCUAUUUACCAGAAGUAUUUGCCUGUAUUCAUAAAACACGAUUGGCUCCAAUGUCCGGUAUUGUUUUCGAGGACAUGCUUGCAAUACUUAGUUGUCUUCCGAGUAAUAUUGAAAAUUUAAUCAACUUUUUCAGCUUCAGUGCAUGA